Molecule: messenger RNA, 1329 nt
Organism: Rhodotorula graminis WP1
Lineage: Eukaryota; Fungi; Basidiomycota; Microbotryomycetes; Sporidiobolales; Sporidiobolaceae
Exons: 2
Coding region: 1-1227 (408 amino acids)
Source: RefSeq, a predicted model, not a curated record
AUGCCGACUGUCUCGGCCUCGUUGAAAUGCUCGCAGCGCACCCCGACGAGUGCGCCGGCCAAGCUUGCCGGGCUCACGGGCUCCUUUCGUGCGACCUUCGGCGGCAGCCUCGGCCUGCCUGACAGCGGCCUCGCCGUCAAGCUCGAGUGGGACUCGGUCGAGCCGGUCAAGAUCCUCAGCGGCACGAUCGUCCACAUGGGCGACUACCUUUACGGCCGGCUUGAGUACCCGGACGGCAAGUGCACCUUGCGCGAGUCGUGGUUCCCGCCGACACGGCGUGGCUCGAUCGUCCUGCAGACCAACGCUACGAGCUCGGUGGACUAUACGGUCGCGCUCGCCAUAGCGACGCCCGACUAUGGCCUCUUCACCUGGGAGCGCAAGAUUGCCGACAUCGAGAAGCAGACGUCGCCGGCGUCCCUCGCCCUCGAGGCUGCCGCCUCGCACAUGACGACUCUCACGCACGGUCAAGCCCCGAACAACGUCUGCCUCGACUUCCUCCAGCUCGGCCGCCAACUUUGGGCGUCCGAGACGUCGCUCGUCCAGAUCUCGCCGCACUUCAAGGACAUCCUGUCGUCCGAGUUUGCCGAGGGCACGUCGAGCAUCGCCGACCUGUCGAUCAAGGCCGCCGAGCACAUCUCGUACGAGUUCGGGGACUCGGACGCCGAGACGGACGCCGUCGACCUCGCCUCGAGCCGGGAGAAGGACCACCAGAAGCCGCUCGCACCGUUCAAGCGCAUCCCGAUCAACGACGUCCCGUAUUCGACCUACCUCGCCGUCCUCAUCUGGGCGCAGACGAGCCACAUCACGUUCGCCCCCCUCCUCUCGACCUUUCGCCGCCCCGGCGUUGACGAUGCUGCCGCCAGCGGCGCUCGCCAGGACGCCGUGCGCGCCCUCGCCGAGACCAAGAGCCCGCUCCUGCCCGUGCCCGUCUCGCCAAAAUCGGUCUACCGCCUCGCCGACUACCUGUCGCUCGCGCCGCUCAAGAAGCUUGCGCUCAACAACCUCGUCUCGCAGCUCAAGCCCGAGAUCGCGGCAUACGAGCUCUACAGCGACGUCGCGUGCGGGUACGACGACGUGCGCGACGCCGUCCUCGAGUACGUCGUCGAGCACUGGAGCGAGGUCAAGGUGUCGGCGGCGACGAGGGCGGUCGAGGCGGCGGCGAGGGAACUGCCGCUCGGCGCGGCGAGCACGGCAAUGCUUCUUGCGAGGCGUCUGACCUCGAAGUGAGCAAGGGAGGAGCGUGUCGGAGCGAGGAGGCAUCGAGCGAGGGGGGAUUGUCGACAAGGAUGGGUCGAGGUAGGGACGCUGUAACGUCGAGCCGUCUCUCUG